ACUCCCAACUCAGUGCUCCUUUAAUAACCACUCUUUGGUAAUUCUCCUUAACAGGGGUUCCUGGCAAGUCAGUUCUCCCUCAGGCCUUCGGUUUCCUCACCUACAAGAUGAGAGGGCUGGACCAGAUGGAAAUUCGGGGGGGUCCAUAGCUCCUGCUGGCUGAGGUCUUUGGACACAGCGCACUUGGUGCGCAGCCCGAGCAGGCUGCCGAUGGAGAUGCCGAUGAGCUUCUGGAGCUGCCGGCACUGCUGCAGCGCCCGGCUGGCCGCGCGGCCCCUGCGCCUCCCUCCGCGGCUGCCGCAUCACCCCGCCACCGCCUCCUUCUUCUCUCCCAUCGCCGCGGCGCACAGCGCCGCUCUAUGCAGGUCGCGGCAGCCGAGGCAGGGAGCCCGGGGCGCGGGCGCCUUAGCAAGAAACCCCCGAGCCGGGAGAGCCGGACCAGGAGUGCCCCUUGCCGCUGCUCCAGCCAGGAGGCCGGUAGAGCUGGCAGCCCAGUCUGCCGCUCCCACCCUCAGAGCCGUGGCGGCGGGGACAAAAAGCCGCGACUGCAAAAAGCCGCGACUGCAAAAAGCCGCGGCGGCGGGGGGCAAAAACCCGCGAAAAGCGGCGGCGGCGGCAAAAAGCCGCGGAGCGGCGGGGAUAAAAAGCCGCGGAGGCGGGGGGGGGGGAGCGGCGGGGAAAAAGCCGCGGAGGCGGGGGGGGGGGGAAGCGGCGGGGACAAAAAGCCGCGGAGGCGGGGGCAGAAAGCCGGGAAAAACGGCGGCAGCGGGGGCGAAAAAGGGCGGCGGCGGGGGACAAAAUGCCGCGGCGGCGGGGUGCAAAAAGCCGGGAAAAGCGGCGGCGGCGGGGACAAAAAGCCGCAGCGGUGGGGGACAAGCCGCGGCAGCGUGGGUGUAAAAACCCGCGAAAAGCGGCGGCGGUGGGGGCAAAAAGCCACGGCGGCGGGGGAAAAAAGCCGCAAAAAGACAGGGCGCCAAAAAGCCGCGGCGGCGGGGACAAAAAGCCGCAAAAAGACACGGCGGCUGCGGCAAAAAUCCGCGGCGGAGGGGGCAAAAAGCUGUGGCGGCAAAAGCUGCGGCGAUGGGCGUAAAAAGCCGCGGCGGCGGGGAGCAAAAAGCCGAGGCGGCCGGGGCAAAAAGCCGCGACGACGGGCAAAAACGCGGCGGCGGUAA
This is a messenger RNA of Nomascus leucogenys (northern white-cheeked gibbon), 1172 nucleotides long. Its product is annotated as oleosin GRP-17-like. Lineage: Eukaryota; Metazoa; Chordata; Mammalia; Primates; Hylobatidae. The transcript has 3 exons. The record is from RefSeq and is a predicted model, not a curated record.